CCCUCCAGGGAGAGCAAAGGGACAACAGUGUGGAAAUGAGAAGCCACCACGGCUCAAGCGAGGACCUGCUCCGGAGAUCUUGCCGACUCAAGAGUGGCAUUCUUUCUCUGCUGCUGUUAUUGAGAAGUUGACUGUUUACAAUUUGUUCUUUUAUUUGAAAGGAAACCAGUCAAUUGGAAAAUGAGGCUGAAUGUUGCCAUUUUCUUUGGGGCUCUCUUCGGAGCUUUGGGGGUUUUGCUGUUUUUGGUGGCUUUUGGAUCGGAUUAUUGGCUUCUCGCGACUGAAGUGGGCAGAUGUUCAGGUGAACAGAAUAUAGAGAACAUCACUUUUCACCACGAAGGAUUUUUCUGGAGAUGCUGGUUCAGUGGCAUCGUGGAAGAGAACAACUCCAACAUCUGGAAGUUCUGGUACACCAAUCAGCCACCGUCCAAGAACUGCACACAUGCUUACCUGUCUCCGUACCCCUUCAUGAGGGGUGAACAUAACUCUACUUCCUAUGACUCUGCAGUUAUUUACCGUGGCUUCUGGGCAGUCCUGCUGCUUCUGGGGGUCGUGGCCGCCUUGACUGCGAGCUUCCUCAUCAUCUGCGCAGCCCCCUUUGCCAGUCACUUCCUUUACAAAGCUGGAGGAGGCUCGUACAUCGCCGCAGGUGUCCUGUUUUCCCUGGUGGUGAUGCUGUACGUCAUCUGGGUCCAGGCGGUGGCUGACAUGGAGAGCUACAGAGACAUGAAAAUGAAGGACUGCUGGGAGUUCACCCCUUCUGUCCUGUAUGGCUGGUCCUUCUUUCUGGCCCCGGCUGGCAUCUUCUUUUCUCUCCUAGCCGGGUUACUCUUUCUAGUCGUCGGACGGCAUAUUCAGCUACAUCACUAAGUUUGGCCCCUCCAGUGUUCAAAGCACCGUGCCUCCAGUUUCCAUUUUCUGUUGAUGAUGAUAUCAGCAUAAAAUCCGUUGAUGUACAUCAAGAGUUGUUAUUUUUUUAAUGAAUCAUUUUACUUGUGAUUUCUGCUCAUAAGGAAGUCCUUUGACUUCUCCAGAACCCAAAGCUGUCUGUGCUGGUGAGGAAUUAAUUCCCUAAGGAGUGGGUAGUGGGCUCAUCAUAGAGUUUGGGUACAAAUGCGAUCAUCCACAGCAAACCAAGUGUAGGCUGAACGUCUCCUUGACAUUCACUUCUGCUAUUUUAUUUUUUAAUAAGGAGAAUAAUUGAGAAUGGAAAACAAAUGUCAGAUGACUGAUUUUGUUUCUUCUCCACCUACAUGCCCAUACACAGACACAUACUCAUCCACUGACUUAUGUGAGCAGAUGAUUCAUUAUUUAAAAAUAAAUAACUGUUGUCCCUGUUAUCAGAACCAGAGUUCAAGUGGGACAAAGCAAUAAUACCAAAUGUACUUAUUCUAGUUUAUUACCAGCGGCAUCAUCUGUGUUUUCUUUCUUAAUUAUGCAUGCUUACAGAAACCUUACACUGUUGGAAAGCAGUAAUGCAGAUUAGAACCACAGAAAGUUACAGGGGGUUAACCCUGGAUUGUAAUACGGUUUAAAAUAUGUAAAAACCAAGUGCCUCAUCUGAGUGCAUAAUUCUAUUUGAUAUUUUAAAAUUCCCAUUUAAAACUUAAAUGGCUAAGAUGUUCAGCACGUCUAAAUUUAUUGAGAGAGCGUACUUUUAAUAUUCCCCGGCUAUAAAGAUCCCAGAUACUUCCAUGUAUGAUUAUAAUAGUCUUGCUUUAUGAAGACCAUGGCAUAUUAACUUGCUCCGACAUUUUACAGGAUCCAGUUCUUCUGAUCAUUUGAUUCCCAUAUUGUCCCUCAAUUUUUUCCUUUGCAGUAGAUGCAUUAACACUCUCAGACCCACAAUUUCCUCUGACCUCCUGCAAGAGAAAGGUUUUGUGGGGAAAUAUUCUUUAUUAUUCGCUAGCACAGACAUUUUGCAUAUCAAAGAGGUUCAUUUGCCAGGAUUGUUGAUUGAAAUCAAGCCCUUCUGAGAGGCUUCCCUGCGCUGGUACUUGCAUUCUGGAAGUUUCCAUGAAGGAGGAGCUUGGUGUUUGUGAUGAGCAGAGAAAUACGGAGCACUUGAGCUUUGUUGGGGACCCAGCGAUGCCUUCUGCAGUUGUAGCAAGAAGGAAAGGCAGCACUGAGGCAGGGGGAUGACCACCUGGAAGGUGCUCUGGGAAGGAGGGGUUAGCUCUGCUGGCCUGUUGAAGGUACAGUGGUGAUGUUGCCUCAGCCUUCCCUACAGCCUGCUUUAUACACAGAGGGAGAACUGGAAGAAUGGGGGAGCCUGAUCUAUCUACUCACCCAGGAGGCAUUUUAGUGACCGCACUUGCCUGAAAUAGAAACAGCUGUUUGUAAAGCUCCAAGGGUGUUCAGCUUGUCUCUCAAACCAUAUCGAUGCAUUUUUUUGUGUGUGUGCGUGUUACUCCCCCUUUGUCAUCUUCUGUUUCCUUUUGAUAUUGCUUCAUUUACUCCUUGGCUUUCUUUGGCUUGGUUAUUGGAAAAAUAAUUCUGGGUUCUGUUGUGCAUAUUGCCCGUGAUAUUAAGCUAUGGCAUGCGAUGAAGUUUUCCAGACGAUGCUUAGAUGUAUCUGGUUAGUUUGUGUCAUCUGAACAUACAAUUCUUUUUUGUAGAACUUUGGAAUGGAACCUUUUUUCCGGACUGUGUGCCAUUUAAAUUUCACAUGCAAGCUGUUUCUAGUAAAAGUUUGAAUAUUUAUAAACUUCA
Molecule: messenger RNA, 2712 nt
Organism: Peromyscus leucopus (white-footed mouse)
Lineage: Eukaryota; Metazoa; Chordata; Mammalia; Rodentia; Cricetidae
Gene: Tmem182
Product: transmembrane protein 182
Exons: 5
Coding region: 181-870 (229 amino acids)
Cellular component (GO): membrane
Source: RefSeq, a predicted model, not a curated record